Saccostrea cuccullata (small rock oyster) is the source of this 1018-nucleotide messenger RNA. RefSeq names its product probable ATP-dependent DNA helicase RecS. Gene Ontology annotation, biological process: double-strand break repair via homologous recombination. Gene Ontology annotation, molecular function: four-way junction helicase activity; 3'-5' DNA helicase activity; nucleic acid binding. The annotation marks the transcript as partial. The transcript has 5 exons. Gene Ontology annotation, cellular component: cytoplasm; nucleus; chromosome. NCBI's taxonomy places the organism in Eukaryota, Metazoa, Mollusca, Bivalvia, Ostreida, Ostreidae. The record is from RefSeq and is a predicted model, not a curated record.
GUCCUACAAAAGUACAAUGUGAUGUUUGACCAGAACAUCUCGGCACUGAAGCCACUUCAACAGAAGUCUUUGGAAAAUCUUUUGCAUCAUGGUGUUUUAUCUAUUUUGCCUACCGGAUAUGGAAAAAGUUUGUUAUAUGAACUUCUUCCUUUUUAUCAUUUGGAAGUGACUGGGAAGCCUGCAGUUGUUCUUGUCUUAGAACCUUUAAAUGUUAUAAUUGAAGGACAAAUGCAAAAACUGAAAGGCUCUUCCUUCUUUCUAAGGAAUAGUGACCAUGAUUUUAUGAAAGAGUUUGAGAAAGGAAGAACAAAGUACAUUUUUGUGCACCCAGAGGCUGUUGUUGGAAAACUGGAGGUUUACAAAUUUCUUCAGAGCAUUUCUGACCCUAUGUAUAUUGUGGUAGAUGAGGCCCAUUGCAUUUUAGACUGGGGACAUGACUUUCGCCCUAUCUUUUGGGAUAUAAAGCAACUGCGUGCUGUCAGACCAGAUGCUAAGUUUUUAGCUCUGUCCGCAACUGUUUCAUUGAAUGGUGUUGUUGAUAUUACUAAAUUCCUUGGCAUGGAAAACUCAAAAUUAAUUAAAACAUCACCAUUGCUUGACAAUCUCUCUUUGAUUGUUCUACGAAGACCCAGGAGAAAAGUGUCUACACAUGCACCCUAUGAUUACAUUUUUGAAAAUAUGGUUUGUGAUCUGAAAAGAAAAAAAGAGGAUUACCCUGUCACUCUCAUAUUCUGUGUUGGAAUUAAUUGGGUUGGAUAUGGCUAUGGGGUUGCACAGCGGAUUCUGGGAGAUGAUAUGUUUGAAGGAGCAAAAAAUAUUAAAAAUGCCAGAGUAAUGAUGUUUCACUCAUCAAUUGGAAAAUAUGAAGAGACAAAAGAUAUGAUCUACAAAAACAUUUCCAAACACCCAAAUGAAACUCCAUUACGAGUUGUGAUCUCCACUAUUGCACUAGGGAUGGGGGCAGACUUGAGAAAUGUCAGAACAGUCAUCCAUGCAGGACCACCACAAAACAUUGAAG